Zychaea mexicana is the source of this 294-nucleotide messenger RNA. RefSeq lists its product as uncharacterized. The transcript is spliced from 2 exons. NCBI's taxonomy places the organism in Eukaryota, Fungi, Mucoromycota, Mucoromycetes, Mucorales, Lichtheimiaceae. The coding region runs from base 1 to 294 and encodes 97 amino acids. The record is from RefSeq and is a predicted model, not a curated record.
AUGCUUAAAGCGCUCAUUGUCACCUUCCUAUCCUUUGCCCUGUUUCAAUUGGCCCAGGCGGCCUCGGUCAACAUCAGAAGUCCGCGACCCAAUGCUGUGUACGAAGCUGGCGAAACGGUCGAGAUCAAAUGGAAACUUGCAGAUGGCGCCUCAGUUGAUAAGGUCAUGAUUGCCCUGGCUUCUGGCCCCGCACAGGCCUUGCUCAUCGACGAAGUUAUCGCCCCCAGCGUCGAUGCAAAGAACGGUACCUACAAGUGGAAGAUCCCCAAAAACAUCAAGCCAAACUCUCAGUAG